Hyaena hyaena (striped hyena) is the source of this 1024-nucleotide messenger RNA. RefSeq names its product CD48 molecule (gene CD48). Lineage: Eukaryota; Metazoa; Chordata; Mammalia; Carnivora; Hyaenidae. The record is from RefSeq and is a predicted model, not a curated record. The transcript is spliced from 4 exons. The coding region runs from base 116 to 841 and encodes 241 amino acids.
GAAAAGUCUGGUGGGUGUUUUUCUCUAAACUCGGGCCAUGAUGUCAAGGGCUCUGGAGCCCUCGGUCCCUUUCUAAUCUGGUUCUGGCCUGUCUCCAGUAUUCCUGGGAUGUAACAUGAGGUCCCAAAGGCAGGCGUGGUUUACAGCUCUGGGAUUUCUACUGCUGUUUCGUUUGCUCCUGGCAAAAGUUCAAGAUCCUUCAAAUCAAGUGAUUGCCAUCUCUGGCAGCAACGUGACUCUGAAAAUCUAUAAUUUGUCUGAUGAAUUCAAACAACUCACCUGGUUUUACAACGACAACCAGAAGAUUGCAGAAUGGGAGGCUGGUGAAAUUAUCUACUUCAAGUCUAGGUUUAAGGACAGAGUCAUUCUUGGUAAAGACUAUGAACUGUACAUCUAUAACAUCCAGAAAGAGGACAGCAGCAAGUAUAUCCUGCUGGAGUUGAAGGAGUCUGGGAUAGAGGUACCUCACCACAUCUCACUGACGGUGCUUGAUCCAGUACCUAAACCUUUCAUAAAGAUCGAGAAGAGAGAGGAAGUGAACAACAGCUGUCAUCUGAAACUGUUGUGUGAAAUCUCAGACGACCGGUCUGUAAACUACACCUGGUAUGGGGACUUGGAAGCAUUUCCAACAGCCUUCCAUAGUAAUGUGCUUGAAAUCACUAUUAAUCCACAAAAGUACUCUGGAAGUUACACCUGCCAAAUCAGCAAUGCUGUCAGCAGCAAGAAUGAUACAAUCUACUUCACUUUACCCUGUACUCUGUCCAGAUCCUCUGGAGUUUCCUGGAUUGCAACGUGGCUAGUGGUCAUUAUACCCAUUGUUCCUGCCCUUCUAUGGACCUGACAUGAGCUGCUCUAACUCAGGGGUGAAGCUUGAAGAUGGCUGGGUCUUGCCUUCAUCAGCCAGAAAAGAGCUCUGAUUAUAUGGGAUGACAUAAAGUGUGCUGUUGAAUCUACAAGGAUUUUCAAAUUAAAAAAAAUUAGAGUUAAAGAGUACCUGGGUGGCUCAAUUGGUUAAGCAUCUGAC